This is a messenger RNA of Lytechinus variegatus (green sea urchin), 4119 nucleotides long. RefSeq names its product urotensin-2 receptor-like. Lineage: Eukaryota; Metazoa; Echinodermata; Echinoidea; Temnopleuroida; Toxopneustidae. Gene Ontology annotation, cellular component: membrane. Gene Ontology annotation, molecular function: urotensin II receptor activity. Gene Ontology annotation, biological process: neuropeptide signaling pathway. The record is from RefSeq and is a predicted model, not a curated record. The transcript has a single exon. The coding region runs from base 2763 to 3716 and encodes 317 amino acids.
UGGAACACAGAGUUUCCUCAUCUUGCAGUCAGGUGCUUCAGCGUGAGCUUCUGAGAUCACUUGAAAUAUUAACAGAUGCGAGCUGGAGUUACUAUAUAAAUCCUCGACACGCUCCCAGUUUCCGUGACAACGUGAGCUGGAAAAGACGGGGACACAUCGAUUGCUCGCAUCUGUUUGGUGAGAUUCCUUCAUUUUUCGUUCUUUCUUAAGAUUAGGCAGCAGAAAAGAAAAAUCAUCUUUUUGUGGAUUCUUGAACAGGCACCAUCGAUGCGUCUAAUAUUCUAUCAAUCAUUCAAAAGGUUCAUUUCACGCAUGUGUGCCUAAACAGAGUGGUUAAACCUACCGCCUUAAUUCGUCCAAUGCGCACGUGAAAUAUGAAGGAUGAGAUCUUUUUUUUAUUCGCUUGAGAGUGGAGUGAAGUGGCAAAAGCCCAGCGUAAGUCAGUAGAUGCCUUGUUAAUACACUAAUUAAGCCAUCUUUCUAUGCAUGCCUGGGAAGGCAAACAGAGAUGAUAUUCAUGAAUUUCAUUUUCGAAAUACGUAAAAAAAAUGGAUCUAGUGAUAAUUCAUGGAAGCAAAACAGCUGGUUUCGUAUGACGUCCCAAGGAGGAUAUCGACUAUUGUGACGCUCAACAUCUUCAUGUAUCAUUCCCUAACUUGACUUUGAAGAUCAAAAGAAUGCAAGAAAUAUGGACGAGUAAGUUUAUUUUGGUCAAAUGGAUGCUGCAUUCGUUUAACGAGAAGACGGACGGAAAGUCGAUUUCGGUUUCUCGAACAUAAUGAUGAAAGCCUUUUUGGGGGACAUCCUCCUGUAUCUUUAUUUGACCGAAUUUUAUCCUGGAAGUUCUGCCUGAAAAUGUAUAUAACAGUGAAAUAAAUCUUAUUUUGAACUUCAGAUUGGAUAUUCAUGGAUACCAUAACCCCAAUUAUCAUAUUUGACUGACAUUUCUGUUUAAUUUCAAGACAUGCACAGCUGACCUAUGUACAAGCCAGUAAUCUGUUGAGAAUAUUCAGAACACAGGAUGAGAGAAAGAGACACUGUGACAGCUUGAGAGAGCGAAAAUGCCAAACCAUACACGUAUGCUUAAUGACCCUAUAUAGUUAGCAUUUUUAUGUCUUGACGCUACUUCAAAUACAUCAACACAUUAGAUGUGAUGAAGUUUACCAACUUCUGUUCUGUGACUAGUGAAAUAUGAUAGCUACGUUGACGGUUGUACACAAUCGAAUUAUAUACACGUAUUAUCUGGUUAUGGUAUGUAAGAGAUCAUAUCGUAUCCCAAUCUGACAAGGCACACCGUAUCGCUUCUAGCAUUGAUACGUACCGACUUUUUUCCGUGUACUUCCUUGAAAAGAAAAAAAUCCAUGAAAAUACAAACUGUUUUCCCGGGUUUUUUUAAUGACAUCAGACUGUUCUCGGCACAAGAAAGAGAGAGUUGGUUUCUGCGAGGCUUCUGAAACUUACACGGUUACAAUCAAGCACGCAUUUCUACAUUUAUCAGUCCCGGCGAUCAAAGCUGUCAACGAGUAAACCAGCCGAAUAAUGCCGUCAUCUACUGAGAGUUUGUCUUAACCAUGUUAACGCGCCCCUGUAUAGAUCAUUUUGGCAUAAUUGUGGGUCAUGAACGGACUUAAUGAGAAACCCUAGACACUACCCGAGACACUUCCCCGCUGUCGCCGUUCCGAUGGCUUGUUCGAUAGAGAGAUUAGCAUCAACUCCCCAUUCCUCUCUCACAUAUUCGUCGAAGUGAUAUUAAUAAAUAAUAUGUGGAAUAUCUGUCGCCAUCCAGUAUCAGCAUUGUGGAUUAUUAAACAAUUGUCGAAAUUUUGACGCUGGAGUUCCAUGCCAGUAUUGGCAGGUUUCCUCAUUCAGAGGGAAAAAUCCAGAAAAUGAAUGAUAAUACUUGAUGAAAAUCGCACUUGUAAUUGAAAGGCUUUGUACCAAACGGAACGGAAACACGUCUUUGUACUAUUUAGUGACAAAACGCAGCUAAUUUACACUCUCAUCAUUGAUGCAAUUAUAAUCGCAGUGACUUGUACUUUUACAAAAUUAUCAAUUGAUGUAAACUGCCCCACUUAUCUUUCGAAAAACUAAUUAAACUAAUCAAUCGAUAGAAAAAAAAUUGAUCGAUGAUAUACGUGGGAUGCCUAGCUGCUGUGCGGUUUAACUGAGAAGGCAAUGUCAGACAGCUUUUCCCGCAUGAACGAAUCUGGAAGCGUGGGCAUGAAUACCUGAUGACUGGAGAUGUUACAUCUUCGGUUACUGAACCCUGAAAUUUCUGGAUUUCCCUCACAUCCAGCAUCACUCACUUUCCUGUUCGUAAUUAUUUAUAAUUAUUUACAAUUAUUCAUAACCUCAUAACACUUUAUGCAACGGUUUCAAUAAAUGAUUUGGCGUUGCCCGCAUUUUACUCCAACGAACUACACUCCGCCCUCAUUUUUCAAAGAGCCAUUUACUGAAAAGACUCGGUAAGGAGCGGUGCUGAAAACUUUCUGUGCCUUUUAAUACGAAUAGGUUGUCUUGAAGGAAAUUAGUUACUAUGAGACACUAUGAGAGAUACGUUUGCUGUGACUGAUCCUUAGUAUUAUGCCGUCAAAGUCAAUAUUCUCUGACUGAAUGAAGUAUUUCUUCAUUUUUAUUUGGAUUUCUCGAAAUUAAAUGUAUAGGAAGUGUUGUUUAGAAGUCUCUUGAACAUUAUUUUUUCUGUAAAACAGAGGACAUUCGAAUAUUUUUAUCUCUAUACAGAAAAGCUUUCAAAACGCACCAUGCUCUUCAAAUCCAUUCUGAUUGCGGGGUUCCUCUGCAUAUUUAUCAUCGGUGUCUGUGCUAACGCCCUGGUAAUCCUGUUAUCUUUCAAACCCAGUGGAAAUGUCAAUGUUAACGUCAACGUCAAUACAAUCAACACCUACCUCGUCAACAUGGCCGGAGCGGACCUGCUCUACAUAUUCGGCUGUCUAUUCUACACACUGACGAACUACAACCAAGACGGAUGGCUCUUUGGUGACGUAGGCUGUCGGUUGAUCCUAAGCAUCGACGUCCUCACCAUGCACGUUAGUGUUUACAUCCUCACUGUGAUGAGCAUUGAGCGCUAUGUGGCUGUUGUCCAUCCGAUGUUGUCUCUGAAGUACCGGAGUGUCGGCUUCGCUCGGGUUAUCGUGGCGGUAAUCUGGGUAUCUGCCUUGAUAUUAGCGACACCAAUGGUGGCCAGUAUGGCAUUGACUCGAAUUCAUGACGGUCACGGAUCUGUAAAAUACACUUGCGCUUGGACGCUGAACGGAGAUGAUUCUCUUUCCACCUACAUGAUCUCAGUCUUUCUUAUCACCUUCGCCAUUCCGUCCAUUAUCAUGGUAAUUGCCUAUUUGCUCCUCAUGGCACAUUUUUGUCAGGUCAGGUCAGAGCGUACUGGUAGCCAACAGGUACGACGAUCGAAACGUCGAGUAGCACAAAUCGUGUUUCUGGUAGUUCUGGUCUUUUGGAUAUGUUAUACUCCAUUUUGGGUCUACCAACUCACCGUCCUGCAUGUUGAAAACUUUGAUCCUAAGCAGAUUAUGGGGCUCGUCACUCUAAUUAUAUCAUACCUUAAUUCUUGUUUUAACCCUUUUCUCUAUACUCUUUUGCCAAAGAGGUAUAACGUCUGGCAAAAGAUGAGGAAACAGAGUUCCUUUUCCGCCCCAAAAUAUCGUCUUACGGGUAGACCAGAAGUAUGCGACUCUCUUUAAAUUAGAAUAGGGCGUUUCCGCAACUACGAUGCGGAACGCUUUUGGGAACACAGAGAACGUAUUGUCAAAUGCCCUUCAUGAUAAUGAAGUCUUUGUCGAGGGUUGGUGACUUGAAACAGCAGUUUCGUCCUGGACUCUGCUGUUCCGAUUCGCUAAAUUUUGACAAAGCCCUCCGAGCAUUUCAUUAUGACUUGAUUUGCAUUUCUAAUGCAUUUGCUGUGUUCUAGGAUUCUUUAUGCGUAUUUUGCCAUUAAGACGACGUCCCAUAGUUUUAUUUUUCUACUAAGAUAGACUGUGUAAUUUUAUGUCUAUAUAUUGUUAGAAUAAUCUUUGUGAUCAAUGGGUUAAUUCCAACAAAAUAAUUUCACUGCAAUUGGGAUCUGUUACAUUCUUAGAAUAGUGC